AUGAGCGCGAGUAACGGCGUGUCUGUUAGGAGGCAUAUGUGGGAGGAAUCGGCGAGUGUGGAGAGAGAGGCGGUCUCGGAGGAUCGGGAGGGUAUAAUCAACGGAGGAGGGGAUAUGGCGAGCGAAUCCAGUGGGGGGGAUUUGGAUUGUGAUUUCGACGUGGGAAGCGAGGAGGAGGUGGAGAGGGAGGUGGGGGAGGAGGGUGGGAACGGUGGAGGCGAGAGUGACAUUAACGGUGAAGAUACGAUCGGUCAAUGUACGAACGGCCAUGAUACGGACGAUCAAGGUGUCGGUGACGAUCAUCUAAACGGCGCCGCGAUUGGUGGAGCUAGCAGGAAGCGGGGAAGGAGUCCGAGUGAACCUGGUUUUGCGGAGGGAGGGGAAUAUAAGUCAUUGAGAGUUCCUGGUUUCGCGAGGCAUGAGAGGGAUAGCAGAGCGGGUGAUAAGGGGAGAGAAGAGGAGGCGGCGGAGGAGGAUGAAGAGGAGGAUGACGAGGAGGAGGAGGACGGGGAGGAUGACGGAUUCAGCGAGGAUCUAGAGGAGGAUAACGGAAACCGUUUAUCGGAUGGGAAUUUCACGUCAGUUGACGCAAGCGAUGACGCUUUUUUUUGCGGAGCCAUUGAGGAGGGUGAUGACGAGGACGGCGGGUUUUUGGAAGUUGCGGGUGCGAGAGACGCCGAGGGCCGGAUUGCGGCUGAUACGUGUAGCGGAGUCGAAGCUGACGUGGCCGUUGAAGGCAGAGCUGACGUGGAGCGAGCUGGAGAAGCCGCAGCGCACGCGCCGAAGGCUGACGUGGCAGCAGCGGAGAGCACGACGAAGGGGUUGCUCCCUGACGAAGUCAUUCUCGAGAUCAUCGCGCGGGUCUCGGACGCGCGCGCACGCAACUGCUGCGCUCUCGUCUUGCGCCGAUGGCGCAUGAGCGAGCGCCUCACGCUCACAUCCCUCUCCGUCCUCCGCUCCCUCGUGGACCUCCUGGAGCUUCCGCGAUGCUUCCCCAACGUGCGCCGACUCGACUUCUCGCUCUGUCCCCCCUGCGGGAAACCGCUGCUCCUCGCGGGGCCCGCGCUGGAGGUAGUUACGUCGCUCCGCGCGGCCUUUCCGCGGGUGACCUCCCUUCGCGUGCACGUGCGGGACCGGAACGACGUCCAGUGCGUGGCGGUCACGUGGCUCUGA
This is a messenger RNA of Closterium sp. Yama58-4, 1173 nucleotides long. The record is from the annotation of a GenBank genome assembly. NCBI's taxonomy places the organism in Eukaryota, Viridiplantae, Streptophyta, Zygnematophyceae, Desmidiales, Closteriaceae.